AUGGCCCAGGCUGGGGGAUUCGCUCCCACGCCCCGCUGCCCCCUCCCCUGAGCCGGGUGAUCUGGGAGACUCCCUCCCUCCGUCCCUCCCGCCCCACGCGCGACAAGGGGAUGGCUCCGUGGCCUCACGGGAACAGUUCUCUGGCCUCGUGGCCAGACGCCCCUACCCUGGCGCCCAAUACCGCCAACACGAGUGGGCUGCCAGGGGUGCCGUGGGCGGCGGCGCUGGCCGGGGCGCUGCUGGCGCUGGCGGUGCUGGCCACCGUGGGAGGCAACCUGCUGGUAAUCGUGGCCGUCGCCCGGACGCCGAGACUCCAGACCAUGACCAACGUGUUCGUGACUUCGCUGGCUGCGGCCGACCUGGUGGUGGGACUCCUGGUAGUGCCGCCGGGGGCCACCUUGGCGCUGACUGGCCACUGGCCGUUGGGCGCCACUGGUUGCGAGUUGUGGACGUCGGUGGACGUGCUGUGUGUGACGGCUAGCAUCGAAACCCUGUGCGCCCUGGCCGUGGACCGCUACCUGGCCGUGACCAACCCGCUGCGCUACGGCGCACUGGUGACCAAGCGCCGCGCCCGAGCAGCGGUGGUCCUGGUGUGGCUCGUGUCCGCCGCGGUGUCGUUUGCGCCCAUCAUGAGCCAGUGGUGGCGCGUAGGGGCGGACGCCGAGGCGCAGCGUUGCCACUCCAAUCCGCGCUGCUGCGCCUUCGCCUCCAACAUGCCUUACGUGCUGCUCUCCUCCUCCGUGUCCUUCUACCUUCCGCUUCUCGUGAUGCUCUUCGUCUACGCGAGAGUGUUCGUCGUGGCUACGCGCCAGCUGCGCGUGCUGCGCGGGGAGCGGGGCCGCUUUCCGCCAGAGGAGUCUCCGCCGGCCGCGUCGCGCUCUCGGUCCCCCGCCGCGCCGGGGACGUGCGCCUCGCCGAAGGGAGUGCCCUCCUGCGGCCGGCGGCCCGCGCGCCUGCUGCCUCUCCGGGAACACCGGGCCCUGCGCACGCUGGGGCUCAUCAUGGGCACCUUCACUCUCUGCUGGUUGCCCUUCUUCCUGGCCAACGUGCUGCGCGCCCUCGGGGGCCCCUCUCUAGUCCCCAGCCCGGCAUUCCUUGCCCUUAACUGGCUAGGCUACGCCAACUCCGCCUUCAACCCGCUCAUCUACUGCCGCAGCCCGGACUUUCGCAGCGCCUUCCGCCGCCUCCUGUGCCGCCGCGGGCGGGAGGAGCCCCGCGCCGCCGCCUCCCCGGCCCGCGUCCCCUCGGGCGCCCCCGCAGCCCUGAGCAGCCCCGCGCAGUCCAGGCAGUGCCCGCCGCUCGACGGGGCUUCCUGGGGAGUCUCUUAGGUCUGAAGGACAAGAAGCAACAAACUCCAUUGACCCAGAACCUUCGGAAAGCCUCUGGCCUCUGUACAGAAUGAGCCCGGAAUCCCCCGGCUGCAAACUCUGCCCUCCAGAGCCUGAGGGAUGGCCCGUGGCAUGGGGAGGGCGUCCCUACCAAGUGGGUUUCACCACCCUCUCCGUCUCUCUUUCUGAGAAGAGUUUUCUAAACCCCACCCCUGGACUUCACUGGUACCUUGGAAGUAGUGCUCAGCUGCCCUGGAGUAGCCGGGCUGGCUUUGGUUGGGGCACCUAGCACCUUGGGCAGUUGUGUGCUUCAUGAUCGGGGCAGAGAGAACACCCCGGUUCCCUCACUGCUGCUGUCCAGACCCUGGUGAG
Molecule: messenger RNA, 1700 nt
Organism: Propithecus coquereli (Coquerel's sifaka)
Lineage: Eukaryota; Metazoa; Chordata; Mammalia; Primates; Indriidae
Gene: ADRB3
Product: adrenoceptor beta 3
Exons: 2
Coding region: 111-1328 (405 amino acids)
Biological process (GO): adenylate cyclase-activating adrenergic receptor signaling pathway; norepinephrine-epinephrine-mediated vasodilation involved in regulation of systemic arterial blood pressure
Cellular component (GO): membrane
Molecular function (GO): epinephrine binding; norepinephrine binding; beta3-adrenergic receptor activity
Source: RefSeq, a predicted model, not a curated record